ACGGAUACAACGGUGUAUCCAACGCCAAGAGGCCGCGGCGCUCAGCCCGCUGUACUCUCGUCCGCAGUAGAUAUGCCUGUGGCGUCGGACGUGCCAGCUACGCGGCGCAACAUUAGCGACGACGUGCUGAGUCAAUGCACGACUUCCUGAUUAUCAAGAUAGACACAGCUCUCAGUGGCAUUCAGACGGCAUAUUUGGCCCGCCAAGGCGCAACUUCUCUUCGGCGAUUCAUUGGUUCACUGGUCCCAGCAGCGUCAGCUUGUCAUGCCACCGCAUAGCUGCGCAAGCUGUUCUGCCCCAUAAAAGCAGCUUUUGGCGAUCUGCUAAAGCAACACCAGCACUCAGCACUCGGAACUAAGCAUCCACAGACUGCGACACAUCAUGGUUCAAACUGAACAAAUCACUUUCUACUCUCACAUCUACUCUCCUUAUGGCCAAAGGGUCCACAUUGCCCUUGAGGAGGCAAAUGCUGCGUACACCUUCCACUCCAUCGACUGGAGGAAUAAGCCUGCGUUUUACACUAAGGAGGUCAACCCGGUUGGCAAGAUCCCUGCCAUCACCUAUGGUGGCCCCAAAGUCGAUCCAGAGCAGCCCUCUCCUGAGUCCACCAAGCUCAGGGAGUCUGGUGUCAUCUUGGAGUUCCUCGCCGACCUCUUCCCAGAUUCCGGUCUGCUGCCCAAGGACCCUGUCCUCCGUGCUAAAGCUCGCCUCUUUAUCACCGUCGUCGACGGCCAAUUCUUUGAGGGCUUCAAGGGAUACUUCUUCAUACGCGAGCCCGCCACCAAGCUCAUUGACGGUCUAGACGCGCUCCAGAAGCAGCUCCCGGCCACUGGAUUCGCUGUCGGAGAGAGGUGGACCAUCGCCGACAUAACCAUCGCACCUUUUCUGGCCUGUAUAUUUUUGCUGCUCGAGAAUGAUUUGGGUGUGUAUCCUGCCGGCGAUGGCAGGAAGACUCUCGAGAUCCUGCGCGGCGAGAAGUUCGCUCGCCUCAGCAAGUAUUAUGAAGACCUUAAAGCCCGGCCAAGCUUCAAGGCUGCUUGGGACGAGGGUAUCCAAAUUACCUUUUGGCAGAGCCACCCCCUGCUUAAGCGCGAGUGAAAUGAUGUUUGAAAGUAUGUGGCAUUAUCCCAUAGCUGUCGUGUAAAGUACAGAUAGGCUGGGAGACCAAAGAGUGAAGUUCGUACAGAUUUAUAUGAAGUACAGAAACAGCCAGCAAUUGAUUCAUAACGCCUACAUGAGUACACGAAUUAUGUUUCGGCUAGCAGCCCUUGAAAAGGCCGCUUGCACCGCCUUCGCGACUUCUGCAGCCUUCAUGGGGCCGUGGUGAAUGAAUGAAAGCUCGCUGAGGGAUUUGAGAUUAUCUCCGUUCAGGACUCCUGCAAGCCCAGACAAACCCGGGAGCUGUGCGACUCCUAAACGCUCUGUAGACAGCACACGCAAGGACAACCUGCGCAGGUAUCGGGAGCGAACCUCGGAGAUGGAGGAGCGAAUGGCGAUAGACGCCGGGUUUGGGUCGAAGAGUGUCAGGCUGCGCAAGCGCACGCAUACCUUGACAGGGACAUGGCUUUUAAUAACUGG
Messenger RNA from Phanerochaete carnosa HHB-10118-sp, 1578 nucleotides. RefSeq lists its product as uncharacterized. Bases 382 to 1098 code for a protein of 238 amino acids. Gene Ontology annotation, cellular component: cytoplasm. The transcript is spliced from 4 exons. The record is from RefSeq and is a predicted model, not a curated record. Lineage: Eukaryota; Fungi; Basidiomycota; Agaricomycetes; Polyporales; Phanerochaetaceae.